Messenger RNA from Closterium sp. Naga37s-1, 4242 nucleotides. Lineage: Eukaryota; Viridiplantae; Streptophyta; Zygnematophyceae; Desmidiales; Closteriaceae. The record is from the annotation of a GenBank genome assembly.
AUGCGCAAGGAGCUCUCCGUGGCCGCCUCCAUCGACGUCUCGGGCCCAUCGGAGUCACACGGGCAGCUGCCGUGCGCCAUCUGCCAGCAGGCCAUUGGGGUGGACGCGGAAGGGCGCGAGUUCGUGCCGUGCGAGUGUGCCUACCGCAUCUGCCGCCCCUGCUACGAGUACAUCCGCGCCCACGAGGGCAACCGCUGCCCGCAGUGCCUCUCCAAGUACCGCCGCCUCGCGGGCAGUCCCCCAGUGGACGACGAUCCACCAGAGGAGGUCAUUCGCCAUCUCGAGGAGUCCAUUCCCGACGCCCCUGCGCCUGCCCCCCCCGCCAUUGCCGCCCCUGCUCCCCCUCUCCCCAGUCCCUCUGCCCUCCCCGCACCCCACGCCCUCCCCUCGCCCACUCUCCCACCGUCGUCCGUGCCUCUCGCCUCGCUGCUCUCUUCCUCGGCGCCUCACCUGGCACUGGAAGCCUUGUCGUCCUCCCCGUCAUCUGCAUCCCACGCGUCUGCAUCACCACCGGCACCAGGGCCGGUUGUUGCGGGUAGCAGCAGCGGGGCUGGCAGUGCAGUGAGCGCCGGUGGUGGUGGGGUUGGCUUGGGGGUUGGUGUUGUUGGCGGUGGUGGUGGGGGCGUUGGUGGCGCUGGUGCUGGCAUUGGUGGUGGUGGGGGCAGUCCGGGUGGUGGUGGGGGGGAUGAGAGUCCCUCAUCCGGCAGUGCGGGCGGCCCCUCCAGCUACGGCUAUGGCAGCAUCGUCUGGUUCACCCCCCGCCGCCAGUGGUCUGCCUUGGCAUCUAGUGGGGACGGCGCUGCUGCUGCAGGUGUUUCUGGCGCAGGUGUUGCUGGUGCUGCUGCUGCUGGUGCUGGUGCUGCUGGUGCUGCUGCUGGUGUUGCUGGUAAUGCAUCUGGUGGUGUGCCUGAGACUGGCCCCUCCACGGCCAUUAUCCCGGUGCAUGAUGCUGCCGCCUCUGCAGGCGGGGUGGGGGGUGGCGAUGGGGGUCUGGGUGUGAUCCCCAGUGAUGGUACUUCUGCUGACGGCUCGCCAUUCAUGUGCACACACUACCCUUCCCCACCCCCGUGCUACGCUCUUGUCCCUCCCUCUCCCUCCUUUCUUCUUCCAAACCCUCCAUUUAUUUCCGCUCGCACUGCUCCCCCUUAUCGUUUGAUGAUAUUUCCACAUGAUAUUGCCCAGUUCUACCCCUUCUGCUGCUCUGCGCCACUCCAUCUGUUCGCAGUGGUGGUGCGCUUUGUGGUGAUGAUUCUCUUCUUCAAGUUCCGUGUCACCAACCCCAACAACUCCGCCUUCCUGCUCUGGCUCGCCUCUGUUGUCUGCGAAAUCUGGUUUGGAAUCUCCUGGAUAUUCGAUCAGCUGCCCAAGUGGUCGCCCAUCACUCGAGAGACCUUUCUCAACCGCCUCUCCCUCAGGUACGAGCAGGAGGGGCGGCCGUGUGAGCUGCCUCAAGUGGACGUGUUUGUGUCGACGGCAGACCCCUUCAAGGAGCCGCCGCUUGUGACGGCCAAUGUCAUUCUCUCCGUACUCGCUGCUGACUACCCCGUUGACAAGGUUGCAUGCUAUCUAUCAGACGACGGGGCCUCCAUGCUCACAUUCGAGGCGCUCAUGGAGACGGCCAACUUCAGCCGCCUGUGGGUGCCGUUCUGCCGCAAGCACGCCAUUGAGCCGCGCGCCCCCGAGAUGUACUUUGCUGGAGGGGUGGACUACCUGCUGGGGAAGGUCAACGCUGACUUUGUCAAGGAGAGGCGGCGGAUGAAGCGUGAGUACGACGAGUUCAAGGUGCGCAUGAACGCGCUGGUGGUGAAGGCACAGGACAGCCCUCGCGACGGGUGGACCAUGCCCGAUGGCACCGCCUGGCCCGGCAACGACCGCUCCGACCAUGUGGGCAUGAUCCAGGUGUUUCUGCAGCCCAACGGAGAGACCAAGGACGUCAAUGGCGACCCACUUCCCUACCUGGUGUAUGUGUCGCGGGAGAAGCGCCCUAACUACGACCACAACAAGAAGGCUGGAGCCAUGAAUGCCAUGAUGAGGGCAUCGGCGCUGCUGACCAACGCGCCCUUCAUCCUCAACCUCGACUGCGACCACUAUGUCAACAACUCCGCCGCCAUCCGCGAGGCUAUCUGCUUCCUAGCAGACCCCCUCAAGGGCGGGCGAGUGUGCUUUGUGCAGUUCCCGCAGCGCUUUGACGGCGUGGAUAAGAAUGACCGCUACGCCAACCACAACACCGUCUUCUACGAUGUGAACAUGAAGGGGCUGGACGGGCAGCAGGGCCCCAUGUAUGUGGGCACUGGAUGUGUCUUUCGCCGCCAGGCGCUCUAUGGCUUCGACCCACCCCCCAAGACCCCGACCAAGCGCCGCACGUGCUGCUCCCUCUGCCCCUCCUGGCUCUCCGGUCGCCCUUCCCCCGUGCGCCUGCCCUCCCGCCUCGCUGCCGGCAGGGCUGCUGGGGGAUCGCCACAGGGGGAGCUGGGGGGAGAUGGGGCAGGCGCGUUCACGUAUGGGGGGAGGGUGAAGCGCCGGUGGUUUGGGCGCAGGGGGGGAAGGCGUGGGGAGGGGGAGCAGGAGGGGUUGUCGAUGGGGGGGAUGGAGGAGGGGCGGGGGGGGCGGAUGGGGGAGCAUGGGGGGGAGGGGAGCGGGGGCGAGAGGGGGUGGGAGGAGGGGGAGGAGGCGGCGCUGCUGCCGACGAGGUGGCAUGUGAAGCGGUUUGGGCUGUGCCAUAACUUCAUCAUGACUGUGUUUGAUGGCGUGGGGGGCGCCAUGGCCACAGAGGAUCCGCAUGAGGUGUUGAGUGACGUCAUCCUGGUGAUCUCGUGUGGGUACGAGGACAACACCGAGUGGGGCACCAGUUGCGGGUGGGUGUACGGGAGUGUAACAGAGGACAUAGUGACAGGCUACAAGAUGCACACACGCGGCUGGCGCUCCGUCUACUGCAUGCCACCACGCCCCGCCUUCAAGGGUUCAGCGCCCAUCAACAUGACGGAUCGGCUGGCGCAGGUGCUGCGGUGGGCAACAGGGUCGGUGGAGAUCUUCUUCUCACAGCACAACCCCGUGUGGGCCGACUGCUGCUCCAACCUCAAACCCAUCCAGCGCAUCGCCUACAUGAACACGGCGCUGUAUCCGUUCACGUCCAUCGCCCUCACAGUCUACUGCUUCCUGCCCGCCAUCAGCCUCUUCUCUGGCCAGUUCAUCGUGCCCAAUAUUGACAACUGGGCGGUGCUCUACUUCCUCGCGCUCUUCCUCUCCAUCUUCGCCACUGCGCUCCUUGAAAUUCGCUGGAGUGGAGUGUCCCUGGAGGAGUGGUGGCGCAACGAGCAGUUCUGGGUUAUUGGAGGCACCUCCGCGCACUUUGCUGCCGUCAUGCAGGGGCUGCUGAAGGUGGUGGCGGGAGUGGAGGUGCAUUUCACGCUCACCUCCAAGGCCUCCCAGGACAUGGAGGAUGAGCUCGCAGAGCUCUACACUGUCAGGUGGACGUGGCUGUUCCUCAUACCGCUCACCAUCAUCAUUGUCAACGCAUUUGCCAUCCUGGCGGGGGUGGCGCACGCCAUCAACAACUGGCAAUCCACCGACUCCUCUAUCAGUGGAUACGGCCACCCCAUCAAGGCGCCCACCUCCAAUGCUGACCAGAUCGGUCAACUUGUCGGCCAAGUGUUCUUCUCUGUCUGGGUUCUUCUGCAUCUGUACCCUUUUACGAAGGGUUUGAUGGGUCGGAGCAGCAGCAUGCCAACGCUUGUCAUUGUCUGGGCGAUGCUUCUGGCGAUUGUGCUGUCGCUGCUCUGGGCUCGUAUCUCAAUGACAAAGCCGCAAGGGCCGCUACAGUACAACGUGCGCGAGACCGUUCAGCUGCUGCAGGAAUCAGCCUCACUCGUCAGCCGCGCCGCGCACCUGCUGCACGCCGAUGCCUCCCCCCUUGCCCCCUCCUUCUGGCUCCGCCCUGCAGCCGUAGCUGCGGACAGCCCCGCCGGGAAGGAUGCGCGCGCGGGGGAGGCGCGCGGGGGGCGCAAGUACUACGUGAAUCUGGUGCAGACGGCGCGCGCUCUGCAGAACGCGGUGGUGCUGCUGCGGCAGAAGCAGCGGCGGCUGGUGAUGGGUCAGAUCAACAACGCCAUGGCCGCGAUCGACGGCGUGAAAGUCGUGCUGGUGCCGCGCGAAGAUCGCCAGGUGUUAGAGCAUCUCAACGUCGCACGGCGAUUCGCAGAGCAUGCGAAGCUGUCGUUCAUGGGGCAAGAACAGCGCGAUUGA